This is a messenger RNA of Suillus plorans, 918 nucleotides long. RefSeq names its product Metallo-dependent phosphatase-like protein. Gene Ontology annotation, molecular function: protein serine/threonine phosphatase activity. The record is from RefSeq and is a predicted model, not a curated record. NCBI's taxonomy places the organism in Eukaryota, Fungi, Basidiomycota, Agaricomycetes, Boletales, Suillaceae. Gene Ontology annotation, cellular component: nucleus; cytoplasm. The transcript is spliced from 8 exons. Gene Ontology annotation, biological process: peptidyl-serine dephosphorylation; double-strand break repair via homologous recombination. The coding region runs from base 1 to 918 and encodes 305 amino acids.
AUGCCCAGCGAUCUCGACAGGCAAAUAGACCAGCUUACACGAUGUGAACCCAUAUCCGAGGAACAGGUCAAACGGCUUUGCUUCAAGGCCCGUGAGAUCCUAAUAGAAGAAGCAAAUGUCCAGGUCGUGGACUCUCCUGUGACGAUCUGCGGCGAUAUCCAUGGGCAGUUCUUUGAUCUUAUGGAAUUAUUCAAGGUAGGCGGGUUUUGCCCGGAGACGAACUACCUUUUCAUGGGUGAUUUCGUGGAUCGCGGCUUCUACAGUGUUGAAACGUUUCUGCUCCUCCUGGCCCUCAAAGUCCGCUAUCCAGAACGAAUUACGUUAAUCCGGGGCAACCACGAGUCACGACAGAUCACACAGGUAUAUGGGUUCUACGACGAAUGUCAGAGAAAAUAUGGCAGUACCAACGUGUGGAGAUGGUGUUGUGAGGUGUUCGACUAUCUCGCGUUGGGCGCGAUCGUGGACGGCAGAGUUUUCUGUGUCCAUGGCGGACUGAGUCCAAACCUGCAGGCCAUUGAUCAGAUACGCGCUAUUGAUCGAAAACAGGAAGUCCCCCAUGAUGGUCCAAUGUGUGACCUCCUUUGGUCCGAUCCAGACGAUAUAACUGGAUGGGGCCUAUCUCCGCGGGGCGCUGGCUUUCUUUUCGGCGCUGACAUUACCAAAACCUUCGCGCACCAUAAUUCUAUUGACCUCAUCGCCCGGGCCCAUCAAUUGGCCAUGGAAGGAUAUAAGCUCAUGUUUGACAACAUGAUAGUGACGGUGUGGAGCGCACCGAAUUACUGUUAUCGGUGUGGUAAUGUAGCUUCGAUUCUCGAGCUAGAUGAACGCCUUGCUCAAGAAUACAAAGUUUUUCAACAUGCGCCCUCGGAUGUACGCUCUAUCCCGGCAAAACGACCUCCUGCGGACUACUUCCUUUGA